AUGUUUGGCGAUUUCCGAUCAGUUUACUUAUGGAGUUCAGCAGAUGUUGUAGAUUGGUUGAAAGGCAUCGAUGAUACUGAAAACGUAUCAUCCUUCUUGGCUUGCUUUCAAGAUGAUAUUGAUGGAGAACGAUUACUUGAAUUAAAUCAUCAUGACCUUAUUAACAUGCAAUACGUGUCUGGAAAUAACGAUGAGCAUUCUGUAACAUAUAUCAACAAAACAUAUACGUACACUUGCGUUAUUGGUUUUGUCACGAUAUUUUCAUUUAUAGAUCGAAAGCUUCAAUCAUCGUCUUACGAUAUUAAAAUCAAUUCUUUCAUUAAGCAUCCUGCACUGCACUUUUUGAAGCUAACUAAAGCUUCUCGACAAUUAGCCUUUAUUUUAAACAGUCCACCAUUUUCUACAUUACGAGGUUACCAUGGACUGAAUAGACUAGCUAAGAGGUUCGCAGAUGAAUUGGUUUGGUGUACAAAUAGUUCGUGUCAGGAAGCCAGUACUAUUUGCAAUAAAAUUAUGGAUGAAACGAAGGACUACUCAUUAUUAACUUAUCCUACCAAUUUAAAACGAGCUAUUAUAAACAAAAAUGAUGAUAUUUUGGGGGUAAAGCUUGUUCCAAGUAUCUCCGGAACCUUUAUAAUUGAGAGCAUUAAACCUGAUUCCCCAGCAUAUAACAGCGAAUUGGAAGAAGGUGAUGAAGUAUUUCAAAUUAAUGAACAAAAUGUGGCGGGCUGGCAAGAAGUAAACGUAGUCAAAUUAAUUAAAUCAUAUCCUGUUCUUAAAGUAUAUGUAAUUCAAAAGCAAUCGCUCAUCAACGACAAAGCACUACCUGAAAAUUGUAAUCUUCGAACAUCAAUCUCUCAUUCACAAUUGCAAGAUGCUGUUAAAAUCAAGAAAGACGUUAUAAGUAAAUGUGCUUCUCAAGAUAAUUUAGCACAUUUAUCCAAUGGAGAAGAUAAUUAUGCCGAUCAAUUUGGCAAUAAUCCUAGAAUUAGACGCCAAAUGUCCUUGGGUGCUGCUGUUGAAGGAUUAAGCAUGGAUCGUUACUCAUCUCCAGAACGGGAAUUGCGGAAGAGAUCUUUAAUAAUAGCCGAGCAAAAGAGCCUUGAUAUGGACGACUACGAAUUUGCAGAUGUUGUUGAAAGUCCGCCAUUAAUCGGAAUGGAUCACAAAGAAUUUGCGUCAAUUGGAGAAAAAAAUUCAUCAGUUCCCGUAAGGAGUAAUAGCUCACCUGGUAAAAACCGCAAGGGUUUUACUGGGAUUAAGCAAAGGACUGGACAUAGGAGAGAUAGUGCUGUAUUUGGCCGUCGAAAUAAAGAUCGUAGCUUUUCAGCUAUUUCCGAGAAUGAAUUACUGCAUAAAGUGAACAAGUACCGAGGAGGUGAUUAUAGUUAUAAUUGCGAUUAG
Messenger RNA from Trichoplax adhaerens, 1404 nucleotides. RefSeq lists its product as uncharacterized. The record is from RefSeq and is a predicted model, not a curated record. Gene Ontology annotation, molecular function: protein binding. NCBI's taxonomy places the organism in Eukaryota, Metazoa, Placozoa, Uniplacotomia, Trichoplacea, Trichoplacidae. Bases 1 to 1404 code for a protein of 467 amino acids. The transcript has 17 exons.